Molecule: messenger RNA, 4251 nt
Organism: Schizophyllum commune H4-8
Lineage: Eukaryota; Fungi; Basidiomycota; Agaricomycetes; Agaricales; Schizophyllaceae
Exons: 4
Coding region: 1-4251 (1416 amino acids)
Molecular function (GO): protein binding
Source: RefSeq, a predicted model, not a curated record
AUGUCUGCGGCCGAGCAAACCCCCCAGCUUCAUGCGAGGAACGUCGGCGACGUCACGCCAUGCGGGAGUCCCAGGUCUGUGGCUUCCUCGAAGACGACGAAGAGCCCGUCCAGCGGAAGUGCGAAUUCCUGGUCCACGGUGUCAGCCCCAGGAGGCGACAUGAGGCUGGCGCCUAUCGACACCAGCGCUCCACAGGACGGUGGAGUACCGUCCGUGGCGAACUCGACGCUCCCCAGCGCGCUAGAUACCGCUAGCUCGACCGCGAUGGACAGCACAUUCGAUGACCAGUCGACCAUCACCUUCUCCCCCACGGAACGCCCGCAUUCCCAGGCGCUUGUCCCGUAUGAGGACUUCGAGCCUCGUUUCCAUGGUUCUCACCGCCGCCCUGACUUCCUCGCCCCCCACCACUCGAAGGGAGAAGCGUCUACGCGCGGCUGUUCGCCGGAUAGUUUCGUCGAGUCCCCCCAGCCUCAUCCCAUGACUAUUCCGCCGCAGAACUCUCCCAUUACUCUUACGCGCAUUCGUAGCUGCUCCAGCCAUUCUCGCUCGUCUGCCUCUCAUCGCCCUCGAUGCAUCAUCCUCGGGUCCGAAUCAGAGGCGCCCUCCCCGCGACGAGGGCGUAGCCGCUCCCCACGACCGCUGAACCACGUCGCAGGAUAUCCCCCAGGCUAUGCGUACCUAGGUGGCGGGCCACCGAGCGCGGACCCAUCGCCCAUCAUGCAUCCUAUGGAUACGUACCCGCAGCUGCCACCCUCCCCCAUCUGGUCCCCCACAUCGCCACCGUCUGCGCCGCGGGUGAUUGUACCUCUGUCCGGGGACUUGUCGAUGUACGACCGACCUCCCCUGUCGCCCGCCCAGGUGGCGCUGCCCACGCCGUCUAUGUCUGAGGACCACAGCUGGUCGCCUUCUACGCUUCUGCGCCGUCAGGCCACGAAGUCAUCGCGCGAGGGCAGCACGGCGUCGAGGAGUACACUGUCAGCCUUAUCCGAGGUACAAGACUUUCAUCGCUUGUCUCCUCGAGGUCCUCGCAGCCCUUUUAUGGCGGCCAAGGUACCGCUUCCGGCAUCGCUGCAGCCAUCGCCCAGGCACCCUCAGCAGCCCUUGUCGAUGCUCGGGAGCGAUAUCGCAGUGCGCGUGCCUCUGCCCGAGUCGCAGCAGACGUCCCCCCAUCGCGAGCGCGAUACCUUGCCCUCGCCGGCGCAUGUCGAGCUGCCGCCAUCGCUACCUGAGUCUCAGCAACCCACGCCAAGCCGUGUCGCGCUUCCCGCUUCUGCCCUUGCGAGCCCAGGCUCAGUGUCGCGCUAUUCGUCGGCGCACUCGAGCUCGCUGGGCUACUCGCCAUACAGCCACGUCGACUCGCACCGAGGCUCCAGCUCAAGCCGAGACUCGCAUUCAGACCGCGGGUCGUGGUCCGACAUCGGUGACGGAGUGCAGAGGGACUUCGAGUUUGAUGCCCAGUCCCAGUCGAGAUACAGCCAUGAUUCGGUGACGCCGUCGAGGGGUCCAGUGGAGUUCCCGGCAGUGUCGACACCCAACUCAGUGUCAUCGUCGAUGCCCCCGCUGCCAGCGCCUGUCUUGGCAAACAUGCAGGCCACACCAGCCAGGGCCCACCGAUCGUCGGGGGUGCACCCCCAGGACGUGCCGUCAAGGAAUCUGCCUGUACCGCCGAUACCUCCCCUGCCGUCGACGCAUUCAUUGUCUGUGGCCACGUCGCCCUCGCAUUACUCGCAGGAGCCGUCGCCUAUGACAGCGCAAAGUACGCGCUCUCCGUCGCCAUCCGCUCGCUCUCGGUCCACCGCACACAGGACACGCUCGCCUUCUCCUGCGCGCUCGAACCAUCUACCACUGGGGAGGCCAAGGGAACGCGACGAUGAUGACUUCCUUGCGCCUUUCGGGUUCGCUGGCAGGUCGAAGGGCUCGACUCCAGCGUCGGUCGCGCAUUCCGGGUCCUCGUACUUGGAAGCUUGGCGAAAGGCUACGCAACCAUGCGAUGCUCCUGGUCCUGGGGUGGUGAUUCCUAUGAGCCCGUCUUCGCAUUCGUCGGUUCGUAGUCUUUCGAACACGAUGACUCACCACGCGUUUUCGCCCGAACACGUACAGCAGUCGCCAAGGUCUAGUGUCGCGGUGGAGUAUCCUGGUGUACACGAUAUCGACGAAAGGCGGGCGGAGUCGCAUCGUAGCUCUCCUCGAGACCAGCCACACGACGCGCCGCGCUCUCGUUCGCCUCCUUCACGUCGUUCUUCCACCCAUCCUUCGUCUCACGGAGUUCCUUCCACUAUCAUCAGCUCCCCUCAUCGUUGCUUGGAUUAUAGCCCUGCUCGCGCCCGAUCGCCUUCUCCCGGGCGUCAUUCCACACGUCUGCCUUCUGGGCAUCGUUCGUCUGAGUAUCCCCCAUCCCCUGUGCUCGUUCCGCAGGAUCGUUCAGUGAGGUCUUCCGCCAGCACGAGGCGUAGCGAUAGACACAGCACGAGGGACGACCAGCACAGCACGAGGAGUGAUAGGUGUAAUAUUCAGGACGACAGGCGUAGUGCGAAGGCCGGCAGCGUACGUUCGCAGAACGGCGAUCACAGUGCGCAGGGCGACAGACGCAGCACGAAGGGCGACAGCGCACGUUCUCUGGGUGGCAAGAGUUCCCGCCACUCCACGACGAGUAGGGCCGAGCCGCCGCGGGUCGAUAUCCCAUCCGCAAGAGCUGUUGCAGAGGCUGCCGUGCGAGCAAACGCCGCUGCUCAUGCCGAAGCCAUCGCGCGUACGCACCUACCCACGCACGCGCAAACGAUUGCUCACGCCGAUAUCGCAGCAGCCAUGACCGCGGAGCCCGUGACGGCCAUCUCCUUACCUUCCCCGCGACUGGGGGCCGUUCCAGAGAUGCAGCGGGGGCAGCUGGCUCCCGAUGUGCGCUACACUCCUCCGAUGUCGCCGUGCUACCUUGGAAGCCCAGCGGCGAAGGCGCCUGCGUCCCCUCUGCGCAUUACCGUGCCUAUCAUGCAUCGGGCGCCGUCGAAUCAUGCUGGGGAACAGAAGUCCACUAUCGCCCCUGGAAGUGCGCCUUCCAGACCGGUCAUCAUGUCCGGGGUGUCGAUCUCGAGCUCCUCCAGCAACAGGUCCUCGCGUUGCAGUACGAGGGACCCAGUGUAUGCGCCCACGAGCUGCAACAUGGGCACGGUGUCGAGCGUAUCUACGCCGUCUGCUCAUCCAGUCAGCGUUUUCGCUCCCGAGCCGUGUCCUACCUCGCCUCAGCGGCCACCACUCAUCUUCGUUCAAAGUAGGGAAUCCAGCAGGGCAACUAGUCCACAGCAGACGACCGUAUAUGUGCCACGACACUGCGUUGUCCCGCAUUCUGUCACCAACACGGAGAGCAGCCGCCCUCGGUCUUGCUCGCGCUCGGCUUACCGUGGGCGCCAGGCGCAUGGUCCUGCGGAAGACGACGUGGGCCGCGACAGUCCGCCUUCGCAUGCGCAUAGUCGUCGGGCGCGCUCGCCUUCGGUCCAUGAUAGGUGGAAUCCUCAUAACCCGUAUAUACCUAGGAGACCGGUUGUGGUGACCCGAUCAUCGUGCUCGCGCUCGCGUUCCCGUUCGCCUAUCUACCAUCGUCGCCGCAUCUCGCCCAGCCCUUCGCGCUCGACGCGUUCUGGGCUGGAUGCCCCUCGCGCCCACUCGCCGCGUAGCGUCGAUGUUCAUCAUUCGCCCGACUUCUACUUUACGGACGGGACGCUGUAUGUCAAGGUAGAGACGGUCAUGUACCGCAUUUAUAAGCACUUCUUCCAGAAGUCGUCUCCCGUUUGGAAGGAUAUGCUGCGCGGUCACCGCGUAGGUCGUACAGAGAGCGAGCCUCUUAUCCUGAACGACGUCAAAGCGGAUGACUUUGACCAAUUGCUUAGCCUUGUCUAUCCCGACUUCGUGAGCUCCGGUCCAACAACGGCCAAGCAGUGGACCGGCGUCCUCGAGCUCGUCAUGCAGUGGAAGAUCGACGUCCUGCGCAAGCUAGUAAUCGAUAAGCUCGCGCCCCUCGCCUCCUCCGUCGACAAGCUCGUCCUGGGAGAGAAAUACGGGAUCGAGGGCUGGGCGAAGGAAGCCUACAAGGACCUAUGCCUGCGCCGCGCCCCGCUGUCGAAGGAGGAAGGCCGCAGGCUUGGCGUGGACGCGGUGGUGCGGAUCAACGAGAUGAAGUACGCGCUGAUGGAGAACCUCGGCGCGCUGGUGGACGGGGAGAAGCUGGCGGGUGUCGUCGAGGGCGUGCUGAAGGAAUGA